GGGAUGUAAAGGGUUAAUCCAACAUGGCGACCUCCGUAGUAAAAUGUUUUUUAUUCUCUCGAUGUUCAGGAAUCAUUCGGUCCGUUACUCUACAAGGGAAAUUGCCCCCUGUGUUUAUAAGAAACAGAAACCUCCUCAGCCAAUGUCUAAGUUUUAGUUAUGGUAACAGAGCGUCUGACAACCCACAGGUUAGUGGAUUUAGCAAGGCUACAGACAAUCAUAUCUCUGUCGUACAAGCUGAGAAUUCAACACGAUAUACAGCUACUGUCCUACUAGCUAGGUGAAUGUAUCAAGUGUACAUGCAUUGAGCUGUCUACAAAUGAAUUUGUAACAAGUACCAGUAACUAAUUAUCAAGAUGUCUUGCAGGAAAUUAGCUGUUUUAGCAACGCUAAGAGCAGCUAGCUGGAAAGUAGCCUACACGUCACAAGUUGUAGCUAGUUUACCACGGACAGUGUGUGUUGUGGAAGUGCUUGGAGUGAUGCUUAUUGUUAAGUAGUUAUGCGUUGACUGAUCGAUUCGACUUUUAAAUGAAUGUCUAUAUCUGAUGCAGGAUGGACAUGUGAACAUUCCAGUCGGUGAGUAUAAAUAUCAAACUAUACGUUAGAGAAAUGUUAUUGUUAUUUACCUUUUCACCCUGAAUAUACGUGUACAUAGAUAUUUUUAUUUUAUGCUGUCUGUCUAAUAGACCGUCUCACAGUAUCCUACAGCCGAAGCAGUGGUCCAGGCGGUCAGCAUGUUAACAAAGGUAACGUCAUCAUUAGUAUUCACAUACCUGUGCCUGCAACCUGGACUUGGGGGUAGACGUAACAUAGUUAACCAAAAUCCGGGACACUCAAAUUAGUAUUAUAUGUUACAUAUGGUAUGAUUACAUUAAGUAUGAUAUGUUACGAAUUUAAAUGUGCUGUUAAUGUUAGCUAGGUGGCUUACAUUAGUUAGGUUAAAUGGUUAAGGCAGGGGUUCCCAAACUUGUUUGGCCCACAAUCCCAUUUUGAUAUCUGAAAAUUCUCAUGACCCAACCAUGUGAAAAAUAUGAUGUAAUUAAUAGCCAAUGUUAACGUUUUUAUUUUUUGGGCUAUGGCAGUCAAUUAAAAAAAAUUCUAACAGUUUCUGAUUGUCUUCUAAACUCACAAUCACAUACUUUUAAUGUGGGGCUAUGACAGUCAAUUAUAAAUUAGUAUGACAUAAUGUAUCUUAUCUCACCACCACUAAUGAGAUGGUUGUGCUUAAUGCAUGUCGCCUCGGAGCUUCUCAAAGUUAGGGGGCAUGGUCCGCAGUGCGCACCUCAUCUCUGCUGUCAUAUCCAACCUGGAUCAAUAUUUGGUUUUAAUGCAGAUGAGAGCACUGAAUCCAGCUUCACACAGAUAUGAGCUGGCGAAGGGUACCAUGAGUUUUAUGGUGCUUUUAAGACAACUGGGAACCCGGAAAAAUACGAGGUCAAAUCAUGACGUCAGUGAUCUUCAGGUCGGAAAGUCGGAGCUCUAAAAAGAGGCAGAGUUCCCGAAUUGGAAUACCGAGUUGGAUGACCGUUCAGAAUGAUUUUCCCCUGUUUUUUUCCUGAGUUCCCAGUUGUCUUGAACGCUUUGAAGUCGGAAGUCAGAGAUUUCCCAAUUCCCAAUUGUUUUGAAAGCUGCAUUAACCUCAAUGGGAUCGGUGUCCCUUAUACGGGACGGUUGAGCUAACGUGCGCUAAUGUGAUUAGCAAGACUGUUGUAAGUAACAGCAAACAUUCCAGGACAUAGACAUGUCUUAUAUUGGGCAGAAAGCUUAAAUUCUUGUUAAACUAACUGCACUGUCCAAUUUACAGUAGCUACUACAGUGAAAAAAUACUGUGCUAUUGUUUGAGGAGAGUGCACAACAACACAAAACUUAUCACAGCAACUGGUUUGAUACAUUCACCUCUGAAAGUAAAUAAUGUACUUGCAUUCAGUAAUCUUGCUCUGAUUUGUCAUCCUGAGGGUCCCAGAGAUAAAAUGUAGCAUAGUUUUGUUUGAUAAAAUCAAUUUUUAUAUUAAAAUGUAGGAACUGGGUUCUACAGUUUGAACCCUUGCCGUUUCUGGCUCCACACCCACCCCGCCCGGCCAUCUAGAUGUUUGAAAGUUAGUGUAUAAGCUAAUGAUCCAUCAUGUAUGAUAUUCCUGGGAGUGUGUAAACUUAAAUUUUUGUAUGUUGUAUCAAUUGACCAAUUCGGCACAUUUGGGCAGAUUUGAUACAAAAUAGUCCAGUAUUGCAAUGCUUCACUGGAUCAAUCUGAAACUUUGCACACACACUGCUUCCAUCUGGUGGCCAAAAUCUAAAUUGAGCCUAAACUGCAAUAUUAUAUUGUGGCCUUUCUCUUGCGUUUCAAAGAUAAUAAAAAACACAUGUUUUUUGGUUUGUAUUAUCUUUUACCAGAUCUAAUGUGCUAUAUUCUCCUACAUUAAUUUCACAUUUCCACAAACUUCAGUGUUUCCUUUCAAAUAGUAUCAAGAAUAGGCAUAUCCUUGCUUCAGGUCCUGAGCUACAGGCAGUUAGAUUUGGGUAUGUCAUUUUAGGCGUAAUUUGAAAAAAAGUGUCAGACCCUUAAGAGGUGAAUGCUCAGAGGCAGACGGCAGGGUAUUCCCUUUGAGUCAGGAACCAAAACUCCUCCGUAGUGACCCGUGAAUGUAUUCGGUCACAUGACAGAUCGAUCAGCUGUUCGAUUUCACUUGUCGGCAUGUCAACUGAGCCAGGAUCACAGUCAAACGGAUUGGGAAGUAGGUCCCAAAGUGCUCUUCCAAGCUUUGGAGGUGAGCAGUCAUCACUUGUGUGGGACACUUACUGAUGCUGUUUUCUGUUAGAAACGUGCACAGUUGAGGGAAGGGGGCAGGGUUCGCUUUUGAAAGACUGUCUCUCCAAUAAGAAUGAUUUCCAUCGAAUCCACUGAUUCGGUCACUCAUCUGUAGAAUGUUUUUGUAUUUCCCCAGUAUGCUUGUGUUCAGUUUCUCAAAUAUGUCUGUUACAUAGGCAAGGAGACACAUUUUCUUUUCAUUACACGGAAAUUCAACCAAGACUUUUUUUUUUUUUACAUCCAUGGUGAAUGACAACAGUUCCCCUUCGAUAACCACCAAGCCUCGGUAUGAAAUAGAACAUUGUCAUGCUCUGAUCCCAUAUCUCCAGAUAGUUUUACGAACAGGCGUACGUGCAGUGGAUGUGGUUUGAUGUAGUUUACAAUUGAAGUUACCUGCUGCAGUAUAUCUCAGAGUUCUGUGCUCAGCUCUUUUUACAUUUUAGUCAUUUAGCAGACGCUCUUAUCCAGAGCGACUUACAGUUAGUGAGUGCAUACAUUUCCAUCUAAAACAUUGAUUAUGUGGCCUUUAACAUUGUGUGGAAGUUAUAUAGUCUGUAUGCAUUGUUCAUUUAUACAGACUAUAUUUGCAAUGCAGUUGGAUUUGAAAAGUGUAGCAUUUUAAUAAUAAUAAUAAUGGGUUAAAACAAUUUAAACUGUAGUUGCAUCAUCACCUAAUAAAGGAAAUUGUGUAGUUUUUAAAAUUACCAAAUGACUUCACCUGAAAAUUGCUGCACCUCCAUGAUAGGAUUUAUGGUGUUGUGAUAUGCAGCUAGUGGGAUACAAAUGUGUCAUUGCAACUUAAUACAUUUUUGAGUACACCAUCGCCAUAAGAAAUCCAUCAUUUGAUACACCAAAACAAACACUACACGGCAUCUACCCAAUACUGCCAUCUAGUGGUGUAGUAUAGAAAGUGGUUAUUCAUCAUCUCCCCAGCUCUCUCCAUCAAAAAAUGUCAGCCCAUUGCUUUUGGAAAUUGCUUCUGAAGUCCUCAUCAAAGUGUUCAAGGUCUUCUUCCCGGAAUAUGCCCUUAGAUAGAUAGCCCAGCAGUUUUGUGGCAUGGAGUUUGAGAAGUCUUCGCCUUUCCUCCUCAAUGAUCUGUCGACGCAAUGCCUCCCUCUCCUGUUCGAUUGCUCUUUCUUCAGCCUCACGUUCCCUGUCAGCCAGGUACUGCUGUCUCCUGUUCUCCAGCAGUUUCUCCACAGCCCUCUUGUGCUCAAGCUGCUUCAUGCGGCGUUUCUGGGCAUUCAUCUGCUCUAUGCGGUCGUCCUCAGCAAACUUUUGCCGCCAGUUGCUCUCAGUGUAAUGCGUCCAUAUGGCAGAGGGAGACACAUUAAUACCUAGAGUGCAGAGGCCUGCCUGCCUUCCCGCCAUAGAUGGAGCCCCAUCUGUGCAAAAGCCCACCAUUCGAUCCCAAGGAAUCUGUUUUUUGUCAAUAUAGCCACGCAGCACCCUGAAAAUCCCCUGUGCCCUUUCAUGCUUGGGAAUCGUGAGACAGAACAAUAUGUCCUCGUGAAUAGCAUCCCCCAACAUGUAUAGCAAACAAAAGUCAAUACGGGCAUCUCGGCCCUCACAGCUAAAGUCCAUUUGGAGAGAAUAAGGAGGGGAGUUUGAGUCGUUCAGUCAGUUUCCUCUUGAUUGAUAGCAAUAGCAUAAAUUAUUUGUUUAACAGUGUUAUCUGACAAAGGUAUUGAUUAAUGUGAGUUUUUGUGCCUCUGCCUCCCCACACAUUGUUUUCACCAUAUCAAUUGCGGCCGGUAAUAUCAAAGUCUCUGCAAUAGUGUGUGGUUUCAUAACGUAGUGGCCCUAGCCAUUCACAAUGGGAAUUAUUCAAGUGCAACGGUCAAGUGCGGCCUUUUCCCAUGAUCUAAGGGUGCUCUCUGGUUGAAUUUUAUAUUUUAUAUUAGAAUAAUCGUCAUAAUUUUUUAAGGUUAACCACGUUAUAAUUAUUGCAUUUUUUUCUUCUGGAUUUUAAAAAUUCUCCCGCAACCCCAUUUUCAUAUCAGGCGACCACACAUGGGGUCGAUACCCCUAGUUUGGGAACCUCUGGGUUAGCUAACAUGACAAGUAGUUGGUUGCAAAGUAGCGAAGAAGUAGUAAGUAUUUGCAAAGUUGCUAAAAUGCUAAAGUUGUCCGUGAUGAGAUUGGAACAACUUUGGGUUUAUACAUCCACCCCGACCAACCACCCGCCUUUCAUUUUUGCCUAAUAAGUAACCUUCAUUCUUACGAAGGCAUACAAAGGUAACAUAUCCUACUACUUUGAGUGUUCCGGAUUUUCGUUUUCUGUUACGUCUAGUCUAUGAGACCAGCCUGGGACAUCACAAUACCAUCUAAUGCAACUUGGAGUGAGCUGAAUAAAUUGUUUUGUACAGUCGGUAUGAGAGCCUGUUGAAAUGGUAUUAUGAUUUACUGUUUGUCUGUGUUCAUAGUCAGCACCAAAGCAGAGGUCCGCUUCCACGUAUAUACAGCAGAUUGGAUCCCAGAAGACGUUCGACAAAAGAUCAUCUUAAAUGUAUGUUAACUAUCCCAAAGCAGUCAAAAUAUAGAUGGAUUUGUGCCCCUCUAUCUUCCCUGAGCACUAUCCUCCUGGGCAUUUUAAGUAGGAUAUUGAAUGCAGUAUGUUUUUACUCUCUCCUCCACUGCAGAAUAAAAACCGUAUCAACAAGGCAGGGGAGUUGCUGGUGACGUCAGAGCAGAGCAGGAGCCAGCAGAGAAACAUGGGGGACUGCAUCCAGAAGAUCUCUGACAUCAUAGCCGAGGCCACUGAGACGCCCCACGAGCCUUCAGCAGAGGACAUAGCCCUUAGAGCAUCCAGGUAGAGAAUGACUGCUGUGUGGCUCACGUUCACACCUAGUUGAUAAGAUAGUUCAACCCAAAAUCAAUCAAAAAUGUACUGCUGUAUUCAUUUUUCUUCAUCUAGCUAUAUUUAUUUCAGUGUUGUGGUGUGUAUAUUUUAAUGUCCAAGUCAGAUGGCGUUACUGGAUGAUUACUAAAGUAAAUACAUUUGUGUAUGUGUUUUGCUCAGGUUAGAGAAGAGGAAUAAGGAGAGACUGAAACAGAAGAAGCUCCAUUCAGCAGUCAAGCAGACAAGACGAGUGUAUUUCGACUGAGGGCCGGACACAGUAACAUACGAGGAAACAUUAAUUCGUUGUCUAUUUUCUCGCUUAACCAAUAAAUUGAACAUUUUAUUUGUUUUGAAAGUAUGAAACGCUUGAGUUUUUGGAAACAUGCGGAACUGAUUUGAGGUGAUUGUUGUGGCAUAAAUAAAAAAUAAAAGCUAUUCAAUGAACGAGAA
This is a messenger RNA of Coregonus sp. 'balchen', 6098 nucleotides long. NCBI's taxonomy places the organism in Eukaryota, Metazoa, Chordata, Actinopteri, Salmoniformes, Salmonidae. The record is from the annotation of a GenBank genome assembly.